This is a messenger RNA of Contarinia nasturtii (swede midge), 2628 nucleotides long. RefSeq names its product sodium-dependent nutrient amino acid transporter 1-like. The record is from RefSeq and is a predicted model, not a curated record. Lineage: Eukaryota; Metazoa; Arthropoda; Insecta; Diptera; Cecidomyiidae. Gene Ontology annotation, cellular component: membrane. The transcript has 16 exons. Gene Ontology annotation, molecular function: L-amino acid transmembrane transporter activity. The coding region runs from base 514 to 2472 and encodes 652 amino acids. Gene Ontology annotation, biological process: sodium ion transmembrane transport.
GCUUGAAACACCUCAGUUGACUGCUGAUCAUCAUAGCGUUAACUGUUUCAGCACCGUUUCGCAAACUUCAUACAAUUCAUUUAUAAACAUAUGGUUUCGUUUUAUUAAAAUAAUCUAGACGAAAAAAAAGACCCGAGAAUUUACGUUGAAUUUCCUGUUGACCGUGAAAGUUGAUUACAACGUUUAUUUAAUUCAAUAUAUAAACCAGCUAAAAUUCAAUUAUUCUUGGAAAAAUGUGCAAUUCAAGCGAAUGCACAGCAAUUUUAUAAAUGAAAUGUUAAAGACGUGUAUAUGAUUCAAACGCAUCAAGUGAUCAUUUGUGAUUUUCCAUUUUUUUUUAUUUAAAUAACAAGUGUGAUCAAGUCGAUGAAAUAUAAACGGAUACGUUCCUAAUUCCUCAUUCUUAAAUCAAACAAAUUCCUUAUUUUGCUGUGAUAUUGCCGUUUUUUUCUUUUUUAAAUCAUUUUUUAACAGACGAUAGAAGCGACAACGUAAAUAGUGACGCUUGACAGAAUGGGUUAUAAUAAUCCAGCUUUUGUAGACGAUGACAAUAGCAGCAAAUCGUCAAAUACAAGGACAACCACUCGAAAUGACGAUAGGCAACAACAACCACCGACAGCAGCACCAACAACAACAAAUGAUGUCGUGCAUGAAACAACGAAUGGUGUAACUGGUAUGACAACGACAGUAGCCGGCAAAACAUCGACGACAACGGCGACUAAGGAACGAGCCAACUGGGGCAAUGAUAUUGAAUUUUUGAUGUCAUGCAUUGCGAUGUCGGUUGGCCUUGGUAAUAUUUGGCGUUUUCCGUUUACAGCACUGGAAAAUGGCGGAGGCGCAUUUUUAAUACCAUAUUUAAUUGUAUUACUCAUCAUUGGACGACCACUUUACUAUAUGGAAAUGUUACUCGGCCAAUUUUCUUCAAGAAGUUCAAUCAAAGUUUUCGAUCUCGCACCCGCACUCAGAGGCGUUGGUUAUGCUCAAGUGAUUUCAACCGGCAUCGUUGCCACUUAUUACGUAACCAUUAUGGCCAUAACAUUACACUAUUUCUUUAAUUCAUUCAAAUCAACAUUACCAUGGACAAUAUGUCUCACCGAAUGGGGUGACACAUGUAAACCAUCCGCACCAGAUUCAACCGUCCAACGAUUCAACGAAUCGAUUACCGAAUCGCGCAGCUCAUCAGCUGAACUUUACUAUACAAAAGAGGUGCUCAAGGAAUAUCCAACCAUUCAAAAUGGUAUUGGAACGCCAGACAUCUACUUGACAAUGUGUUUGGGUUUGACUUGGGUAAUAAUUGUAUCGGUGCUAAUUAAGGGAGUUCAAAGUUCCGGAAAAGCUUCGUAUUUUUUGGCGUUGUUUCCAUAUGUCAUUCUAUUGAUUCUAUUGGCUCGUGCCGUAACAUUGCCGGGUGCAUUCAAUGGUAUCUUGUUUUUCAUUCGACCUCAGUGGGACAAACUCUUUGAUCCGACGGUGUGGUACGCCGCAAUAGUGCAAUGUUUCUUCUCAUUGGCCGUUUGCUUUGGUAAUUUAAUUAUGUAUGCGUCGUUUAAUCGUUUCGACCAUAACGUCUAUCGGGACGCGACCAUAGUCACAACGUUGGAUACAUUUACAUCGUUGUUGGCCGGCUUUACAAUUUUUGGCAUUCUUGGGCAUUUGGCUCAUGAAACUGGCGCAACAGAUAUUGGGGAGGUGGUCAAAGGUGGUGCGGGGCUAGCAUUCAUUUCAUAUCCCGACGCGAUUGCACGUUUCCGAGUCGUUCCACAGGUCUUUUCCGUGCUGUUCUUUUUUAUGCUGUUCGUUCUUGGCAUUGGCAGUAAUAUUGCGAUGUGCUCGUGCAUUACAACUGCCAUUCUUGACCAAUUUCCCAAAUGGAAACCAUCAAUUGUUGUGCUUGCUGUUGCAUUUUUCGGAUUUUUGAUUGGCUUAUUAUAUAUUACGCCGGGUGGACAAUUCAUUUUGAACUUGGUCGACUUCUUUGGUGCCUCGUUCAUCGUAUUCAUCUUAGCCAUUGCAGAAAUGGUGGCCGUUUGUUGGAUUUAUGGUGUUGAUCGAUUGUGUCGUGACGCUGAGUUUAUGAUAAAUCGUAAUCCCGGUCGUUAUUGGCGAACAUGUUGGGGAAUUUUAACACCAUUGAUUAUGAUAGUCAUACUAAUUUAUACGCUGAUAUCGUACAAACCGCUCAAAUACAAAGAUCAACUCUAUCCACCAACUGCAUACGCGAUCGGUUGGACGAUAUCCGCAAUAGGGUUGAUGCAAUUGCCAUUGUGGGCUGUAUAUACUGUGAUUAAACAAAAUGGUGAUACAUGGAGCGAGAAAAUUCGAAAUAGUUUCCAUCCAAAUUCCAAAUGGGGACCAGUCGAUCCGGUUACAAUGGAAAAAUAUCAAAAGUAUAUCGCCAAUUGGCACAAUCAACUCACUGAAAAUCCACCAAAAAACAUAUGGCAAAAGAUUAUGCAAAAAAUCUACGGUUAAUCGACAGAAAUCGUUGAUUGGAACACAAAAGGCUUGUAUUACAAGUCGAAAAUUGAGAAAAAUAAUACAUUUUAGAUCAGACAUUUUUGAGAUAGUAUUUUUGUAUAAGUUUAUUGAGAAAUCACUAAGUUUUUAAUAAAAAAAAAGUACGACUAA